AUGCAUUUCGCGUACCCCCCGCGAAAGAGCUCGAAUCCGCCGCCCUUCCGACCGAGAACCUCGAGGAUACCGCCGUUUGUCCGUCGCAGCAGGCUGAAGGUUAUCGCGGCGGGCGCCCUUGUGUUCUUGGGCUUCAUAUACCUUCUCGCAGGAUUCUUGAGGUCGCCGAGCGGGCCCCAUCUGCCCUCAGGCGAACCGCCUGUGGUGAUAGUGACGGUUCUGGACGAGGACAACUACAGCAAGACCUACUUGUCGAGCAUUCGCGACAACAGGAAACAAUAUGCGCAACUCCACGGAUACGAAGUGAUGUUUGCGAAGACGGGAGAUUACAAUCUCGACGGUUCUCCGGCGUCGUGGAACAAGGUCGUGUCACUGAGGCACGCAAUGACCAAAUACCCAGAAGCUGGAUGGUUCUGGUAUCUCGAACAAGACUCUUACAUUAUGGAUCUGUCGACGUCUGUGGAAAGCGUAGUCUUGAAAUCGGAUAAACUCAACAGCUUGAUGAUCAGGGAUCAGCCGGUCGUUCCGCCAGACAGCAUUAUCAAGACAUUUCCGCACCUGAAGGGUGAGGACAUCGACUUUAUUCUCACGCAGGACAGGGAGGGACUGUCGGUAGGCAGCUUCUUCGUCCGUAACAGCGAGUGGGCCAAAUUCUUGCUCGACACGUGGUUCGACCCGCUGUACAGGAGCUACAACUUCCAGAAAGCGGAGGGCCACGCCUUGGAGCAUAUCGUCCAGUGGCACCCUACCAUACUCUCCAAGCUCGCCAUUGUGCCGCAGAAGAUCUUCAACUCGUAUGACAGAUAUGAAAAGGGCGAGAUUUUCAAGGACGGCGACCUGGUGAUCCGCGCUGCUGGCUGCACCAAAUCCGGAGAGCGGGCCUGCGAGAAGGAGCUAGAUAGCUACAACAAGCAGUGGCGGACGACAUUCAAGGGGCGGUAA
Colletotrichum graminicola M1.001 is the source of this 942-nucleotide messenger RNA. RefSeq names its product galactosyl transferase GMA12/MNN10 family protein. Lineage: Eukaryota; Fungi; Ascomycota; Sordariomycetes; Glomerellales; Glomerellaceae. The transcript has 3 exons. Gene Ontology annotation, cellular component: mannan polymerase complex; Golgi membrane. Gene Ontology annotation, molecular function: alpha-1,6-mannosyltransferase activity. Bases 1 to 942 code for a protein of 313 amino acids. Gene Ontology annotation, biological process: protein N-linked glycosylation. The record is from RefSeq and is a predicted model, not a curated record.